ACAAUACGUAGAGUCAACAGAGCGAGGCGCUGCUUCGUGGGUUCAUUUGAGACGCUGAGUCCGUCAGGGUUGGUCGCAAAACUACUGCCGCGCUGUGGCAACGACGUUGGAGUUGUUGGAAACUACAUAGUGCUGGAACAACGUCAACAGUGUACUGGGAGAUGUACGUCUGACACAAGCCAGGUGUGUUUGACAGGAAAGGUUUAUUGGAAUACGCAACAGACAAAUAUUCCCGGAUGCCUACAUGAUGGGCGUGUCCACCCGUGACCUCACAGAGCUACGUGUGAGGGAGGGGCUUGUGUAGCCCCGACCCCGGCAUGCCUCCUGCGACCAACCUACGGAUACCAUGCUCUACCCUCUUGGUCACCACCGAAGUCUACAACACCACCAGUCGCGACGCCGCCAUCGACAACGACGACCGCAAUGCCCUGUUAUACAUCGUCGUCACGCUUCUGUUCUACUCCCUGGGUAUUGUAGUCGGUAUCAUAACCUACCUGAAGCGCGAGAAGCGCGAAAUGGAAGAGACCAAAACUUUUGAAAUGUUCAUGAGCCUCAAAAGAGAUCCAUUCACUGCAACGAAACUACGUAGGGUUCAAAUUGUAACAGAAAGACUAGAACAACUUGAAAAAUCCAGGCUUGCUAUGGAGAUGUCGCAGGGCUCUGAGCUUGAAAGGUUGAUGACAGAUCGAAAUGAGGAGGAGGUGGCAGUUCAUGGAGAGGAGGAUAGAAAAACGGAAGAAGAACAGAUAAGCGUUCAGUCAGCGGAGGACACUGACGGGUCUGAACGACCAACUGUUUUAGGUGUAUCUGAUUCCAGUUCUAACUCAGAAGACGAUCCAAAGAGACUUCAGUUACAGAAACAGGCCAAUGUAUUUCAAGUGUCUCCAUCGGGAGAACCUAUAUCAUCAGUAGUGGCCAAGAUAUUUGACUCUGAGAGACGAGGCGGUCUUCCUAACUCACCUAAAGCCCUGCAUUUAUUCAAUAGCCGUGGUCGGCUAAGUCGGGAUCAAUCUUUAGACUCUGGUUCCGCUAGGGGGCGCUUGAGCAGAGACCAGUCUGUUGACCUGACACCUACUUCCGCUAUUUCCGGAAGUAGCGCCGCCGAAAGCAAGACGCCCCCUGUGGAACCAGAAGGUUGUCUCGUCACCAACGUGUGAUGUGGUCCUGUAGGAUUUUUUGUGUUCGUUUGUUCUUCUCCGAGCGGCCAGUCACAACACAGUUUAGUUUGACAUCACCUCUAUGCAAUGCCCAGACAGUUACAAACUUGAAUACCAUCUUAGCACCAUCACUCUUUUACUUGUUUUUUACUCACGUUGUUUACGAAGUUUCUUCACAGUUUAUCAAUUUAUGCAUCAUUAAACUUAUCUCACAAUA
This is a messenger RNA of Haliotis rubra (blacklip abalone), 1374 nucleotides long. RefSeq lists its product as uncharacterized. NCBI's taxonomy places the organism in Eukaryota, Metazoa, Mollusca, Gastropoda, Lepetellida, Haliotidae. The record is from RefSeq and is a predicted model, not a curated record. The transcript is spliced from 2 exons. The coding region runs from base 318 to 1157 and encodes 279 amino acids.